AUGGCGAAAGGUCUCAUUGCCCGGUUUCGACGUGCCAAUGCUCCUGCACCAAAAGUUAUUUAUGCAGACAACAACUGCUGUCGUGACAGCGGUUCCUCCUUUCUGGAGAGUCUGUUUGCUGACUGGCUACAGCAGGGUGCUGUGGUCAGACUGGACAUCCGACACUGGCUACAUCGCUGGGAUGCUGUUGUGAUCAAACAGAGCCAUGCCAAGUACGGGUUGUUCAUGAGUGCCUUGGCGGGUGCGGUGCUCGCCUACAACAAGACGGACAUGAUGCUCCUGGUCCAGGCUGUCAGGAGUGGCAACGCAGAGCUGUACGGCAGGUAUUCCGACGAGGAGAUGAUAGCCUUCCUCAAGCCUCACCAGGUCAGAUCGUAUGUGAGGCGCAUCACCCGUGGGGUUGUGGAGUCUGCUUUGGUGAUUGAGGCCAUCAUUGCCGAGUUCAGGGGACCAGCAGGCCUGGACAUUGAUGGAAUCCCCCUGUUCAAGUCAACAGAGGCAGUUGAUGCUCACUGGGCAACUGCAAGCAAGCAUCUCGGCUGCAUGCAGGAUCCCCCUGGCAUACAGCUGUAUGUGUCUGUGAAGGUUGUGGUGCUGAAUGGUGUUCAUCUCAACAAGUACAGGUGCCGGAGAGGCAGUAACUCUUUGGAGGGGUUGCACGCACACCUUUACAAUGCCAUACCUUCACAGAGAUGUGGGAUUAUGCCGUUCCAAGCAUACCUGAUGGCCUUUGCUGUGCAGUGGAACAACCGCAUGGCAUCACUCCGGGUUGCUGGCGGUCAGGGUCGGCAGACGUCAUGCAUGGACGCGCGGCAGAUCCAGCGCAUCAAUCAGCAGGCUGAGCUUCUGUUCGGCAAGGAGCACGUCCUGGAGCCCAACUUUGCUGCUCCACUGCCCGUCCCUGAUGCGUACGAGCACCCAGACGAGGAGGAGCUCCUUGGCGUGGAGUAUGCCGUGUGCCAGUCUACCAGCUUCACUGCUAAAAAUUUCUAUGUGCAGAAAGUUGAGGAAGAGCAGUCUCGUGAGGAGGAGGAGGAGUCUGAGGAGUCGGCUGAGACAGAUGAAGAUGAAGAGAUGGCAGAUGAGGGUCUUGGCAUGUCUGCAGAGUCAGAGGAGGAUCCUAUUGACAGCUUCUGCAGGAACCAUGCCAUCCUCACCAAGGCAGAACAGGUGGAGGAGGAGGACAGCCCCGCUCUGCAAGAUGUGCUCAUGACCCAGGGACAUCUGCAUCUGCCAGGAAUAGAAGAAGUGGAGGCACUGGCCUUGCUGCUCCUAGAACUGGUAGACGACAGCGACCGCCACCUAGUGCCAGCUGACCUGAGGCAGAAGAUCAUCACCGCCGCCAGCUCUCUUCACGAGCACGACAAGACCGCCGCCAGAUUUGUUAAAAAAUAUGAGUCCAGGUGGGGCUACACCCUGUUUGGCCGGUGUCUUGGGGCUGACACCCACGAGACCAGAGCAGCUCAGAAAACAAAGUUUGGCUGGAUGAGGUUCCCUCAGGCGGCACAGGUGACAGAGGACAGCCGUCUGCUCUACCUCCUCAUCAAGAUGCUCAAAAACCGACCGCCGUGCAGUCAACUCUCCUCCCCCAGUAAAGUCGUGUCUUCUAUUAAGGGGCAGUAUAAAAGGAUUGCAGACCGACUAAGAGACGAUGCCAUCCUGUGCGGCCUCGCCAUUCCUCUGCCCAAUGUGAAUGCGAAAUCCAUCUCCACCUUUAUUGUGAGGGAGGAGAAAAAGGCCAACUACAGGGCAACAGUAAUGCCCAGAGUGACACCACACAAGAAAGUGUUGUCAGACACACCGCUUCCAGAAGCUCCUGUGCUGCCAACAUCCUUGCCUCCACCAGAUCGGCCUGAAGUGCAGUACCAGCACCUUCAUCACCUGGCUGGGAAAAGGCAGGGUGAGAAGCGGAGGUUAGCUUUUGAAGAGCCAGAACCGGCCCCUGUGAACCGGCCCAUUCCGCCAAACCCCGCGAACCGGCCCAUUCAGCCAAAGCCUGCUGCGUCUGCCCAUAUUCCACCCGCUGUGUCGGCAGCUGCACCUCUACUCCUGGUUCUUCCUGCACAGCCACAAGCUCCCUCCAUCAAACUUCUGGGGCCAUCAGGCAGUCAGGGCUUUGUACCUGUGGCACAGCCCCCUGCACCAACCACCAAGCAACUCAUGCCCAACAAGUCCUUGCGGCCAUGUGGGGCUUGCCAAGUGCCUCAGUGUGGUGGGCAGCGGAAAAGGUACACACCUUCAAAGGACAAAGCAGCUGGAAGCAACCAGAAGAUAUUUACCUAUUGCCCGGCAACUAGGAAAUCCACUACCUCUGGGUUUGAAGAUGUUUGCUAUGAUAAUUUUGAACACUUCAAAAGUGUGGUGGAUAUAGACUUAGAAAAAAGGAAAAGCAAUUAG
Messenger RNA from Centropristis striata (black sea bass), 2397 nucleotides. RefSeq lists its product as uncharacterized. The record is from RefSeq and is a predicted model, not a curated record. Bases 1 to 2397 code for a protein of 798 amino acids. Lineage: Eukaryota; Metazoa; Chordata; Actinopteri; Perciformes; Serranidae. The transcript has 7 exons.